This is a messenger RNA of Paraphaeosphaeria sporulosa, 4250 nucleotides long. RefSeq lists its product as uncharacterized. NCBI's taxonomy places the organism in Eukaryota, Fungi, Ascomycota, Dothideomycetes, Pleosporales, Didymosphaeriaceae. Gene Ontology annotation, molecular function: protein kinase activity; ATP binding. Bases 1 to 4239 code for a protein of 1412 amino acids. The record is from RefSeq and is a predicted model, not a curated record. The transcript is spliced from 5 exons. Gene Ontology annotation, biological process: protein phosphorylation; signal transduction. Gene Ontology annotation, cellular component: cytoplasm.
AUGGGCGUGAGCUGCGUGAGUGUCGUGAGUGUCGUGAGUGUCGUGAGUGUCGUGAGUGUCGUGAACGAGCAUUUCGGGUUGUGUGUGCGUUCCAACGCACCUGGAGUACAAACCGCUCGGGACGGGCGUGCAGCGCGGCACCGGAGGGUUGUGGCUACGAGGUGGGGCUCAUUACGGGUCGCAGGCAGCCUGGGAGCCGUCGGACUAAUGUACGAGACAGGAGAGCGCGGCAGUGCGGUGCGACUGUGGGUGCUCGUCGACGCGGAGGCCGCCAGGACAAUCAAAUGCAUCAGCAUGUUGAGCAGCCUGGAGCCAUGGCGUGGCACAGAGACCAAGCCGAGGGAGUCAGACGGACGGCUCGCCGCAAGUGGCAGCGACGACGGGUGGUUUCGUCGUAGACAGCGUCCAAUGCGACGAGGCCUUGACCGCCUGCCGCGAAACACGAAGGUGCGCUGGCGGCCUCCAGGGCGCUGCUUCUCUGGAACCUGCUCGCACUCCCAAGUCGCUCCAGCUGCCCCCGCUGUGCAACGCGCCUCGCCAUCAGCCUGCUGCGCAGUUGGGCUCCUCUGGUGCCGACCGACUGCGCGCUGCAUCGUGAUUGGCUGCCGGGCCCGUCGCAGCGCACGCCCAUCCCAUCUCACCUGGGACCGACGCAUUCGCGCUGCGCUGUCGAGUCCGCCGUGCUCCCGUCCAGCCUCCAGCCUCCAGCCUCCAGCCUUCCCGACGGUGCCCCCCCCGAGCCUCACGCGCGCGGACUGCCCCCGACCGACUGGCAGUUUCCGCAGGUGCACCCCAGGCGCCAGUGCCGGCGCCUGCCUGUUUACCGACUCAUCCACGCCCCGGCCGCACCGCGCAUCGAGCGUGGCCAAAAUCCGCGCCGGAAAAGCUGUGCAGAAGCAGCAGGAACCGCCCAUGGCGAUAGGCGAGCCACAGUUACACACGCCGAGCGUCCCGCGCCCCGAUAGCGCCGUCAAUUCUGUCUGGGGACUUCCCGCACCGAGACGCGUCCGCGACGUCGACAAUUGCUUCUCCCGUGCCGAAUCUGGCGCGCCAGCGAGCCCAGAGCACAUAGCCCGCAGCGUCGUGCGUUGCGCGCCUGUGCGACCGACUGUCGCCAACAUGCCCAGCUUCCUUGCGGCUGACAAUGGCGAGUCGAGCAGGAGCCGGAGCAGGCAGAGGGCGAGGACCGACGUGGGCGAGCACAGGAGCGUGUGGGACCGACUGAGCUUCCAGAAGAUUGGCAGCUGGCUGAAGAAGGACGACGGCCCGUCAUCGCCAACCAAGGACACUGCGCAGCCCGAAGCCGGCCAGGAGAGCGCGAGGCCACACUCUAGUGGAGAGCAUGCCGCCGCACCCGCCGGGCUGCUGCACCGACGGUCGAGCAGGAAGGUCGUCCCUGGGCUGCCGAGGCCACUGACCUUUAAGAGAAUGAACAGCGAGAAGAGAGAGAAGCUCCUCGAGGUCCCCGUGUCCCCCGAGCAGAGGCGAGCCACGUCCGCCGACCGACGAGCAUCGAGCGGCUUGAAACGACAACUGUCCCCGCCUCCCGUGGCCGCUCCUUCCAUGUCCGCCCCCGAUGUGCUUAGUCCACAUAGCAGUGAAGCCGAGCAAAGGCCCCAUUCCACAAUAGGCGGCGAGCCAGACUCCAAUAUCCCGCCCGGGUCAAGGCAGGUCGACUAUGGGCUGGAGAGCAUAGAUUACCUAUCCAUGGGAGAACCGCCUCCUCUUUCCAUGGCCGACGACGAUUACUUGGAAAGAGACUCGCAGCGCUCAACGUCAGACGUGGACGACGUGCAGCUCCAGGAGGAGCUUGAAGCAAAAUGGAUACUCAAUCUCAGCAUGCACUUCCGCGACAUGUCAGAUCGUGAGAAGUUCUUCAUCACAUUCGCUGAGGAGCCAAAUAAGUGGAGAAGAGUCACUGUCUCGGUAGACUACCGUAAACUUGAGCCUGAGUCGCUCGAGGCCGAUCUAAAAAGUCUGCACUACCAGCGUGAUAAGAGCGCAAGGAUAUACGAAUCCAUUCGGGACUCCUUACCAGACAUACAAUUCUACGAAACAGUAACUAAUCUCAAGCUCCAAACUGACGACGGGCGCCUUCACGUCCAUGUCACCGAGGAUGUGAACGAAAUCAUACCAUACCCUCCCCUUUCUGCUUUAGACCAUCUCGAUUGCAAACAGUUUCGAGAAAGCGACAUUUGCUUCGAUUCCCACAUCUCUGGCUUCGUAUACAAAAUCUCCGUUCGCAACAAGACGUACAUCAAAAAGGAGAUACCGGGCCCAGAUGCUGUAGAGGAAUUCUUGUACGAAAUAAACGCACUAUGCAGCCUCUCAGACGCAAAGUCAGUGAUCAAGUUUGAAGGUGUCAUUGUCGACGAAAAAAGCGAGCUCAUUAAAGGAUUGCUCAUUAGCUAUGCAGAGCAAGGCGCACUCGUUGACCUGAUAUAUGACUACAAGAACUCGGAGCAGAUGAGCUGGGAGCGGCGAGAGAGAUGGGCCCGACAGAUUGUCGAGGGCUUGUCCGAAAUUCACGAAGCCAGCUUUGUCCAGGGUGACUUCACUCUCUCCAACAUCGUCAUCGACCAUGACAACAACGCAAAAAUAAUUGAUAUAAACAGACGUGGAUGCCCGGUUGGAUGGGAACCCCCAGAGCUUGCUCGGCUCAUUGAGAGCGGCCAGCGCAUUUCCAUUUACAUCGGCGUCAAAUCCGAUCUAUUUCAACUUGGCAUGGUCUUGUGGGCUCUUGCAACUCAAGAAGAUGAGCCCGAACGUCAAGAGAGGCCGCUGACUAGGUCGCUAAAUAGAUACAGCGCAGUGCCAGAGUACUUCAAAGACAUCGUAAGAGCUUGCUUGAGCGAUUCGCCUCGGGACCGACCGUCUGCAAAGGACAUACUGAAAAGAUUUCCCGAUAGGACGCUGGAGCGCAGUCGGACUGUUGACCAUGCUUCGCGACAGAGUGUCUCCCCGCACAGAAGCGACAAAGUGUAUAUCGACCCUCGAACAGCCGUUGGCCUAGACGACAUCCAUCCACGACUACAUCACUCGCACUCUCGCUCCUCUUUCUCGCACGUCAACAUGCCCUCCACGGAAUACAUCGGGUCGUCUGGAUCCUAUAUAUUGCCAAGCUCCACGCAAGCUCGCGGCCGAUCUCAGAACGCACCACGAAGCGACAGCCAAAAUCCGCGUUCGGAAUAUUCGCCUUAUCCAGCCCCGCGCUCAGUCAUGUCGCUCGAUGACUCCGAACUCGAAAACGAGCUUGCCAGCUUACCCGCCAGCCGAGAAACAAGAUGGGAGCAAGUGUACGUGGAUGGCGACACCAAAUUGGUACAGAGGGGCUGCGCAGAGAUUGAUGUGCAAGACUUCGGCAUUCAAGAACCCAAAGAUAUCUGCAUUACCACACCGCCAGGCGAGCUUGACAGCUCGCUGAUCGCCAGCAAGCACUCGGACGAGACCUCGCUCUCUCUUACCACCGUUGCCGGGCUUCCGUACGACUCGCAGCAUUUGGGACAAACCACAAUGUCAAGGGAUACGAGCCACAGAAGAAGCAUCGAGAACAAGGCUUCCUUCAGCGAUCGCGUCCACCAACUUGCCGAUCUACCUGCAUCCGACGAGCGAGCUGCUUAUAUACCCAACCCCACUACUCUGGCCGACCUCGAGAACGAAAUAGCGUAUGCUUCGUCGGUUCCCUCCUCCGCAGCCCCCUCCCGCGUCGGGACAGGACUCUCCGAGAUUUUUGCGCGGCCUACGCAUAAAGAUUCAGGCUUCAGUGAGCCAAUACUAGAGCGUGUUAGCUUUGAUAAUGAGCACGUGCGACAGAGUCUGGAAGGCACCAUGGCCGAUAUCAAGUUUGCGCACCAAGAAGACCAGCGCGUCAACGAGCGAUUGUGGGAUGAAAAAGAUGUCGCCAUCGGCAACGGCGUCAGAGGCGAGCAGCUCCUCAUUGGAGCGGAGUCCUCACCAUCGGCCCAUACGGCUUCGGUUUCUAAGAACUAUGUCACGGAACACGAAGCGCAACAGAAGCUUCUGGGAGAAAAGGUUUCGGACACCACGAUCCGACCGCCCGGCAUACUCAUACCGGAUUUCCAUCACACAGUUCCGAGGGCUGUGGAUGCGAGUCCACCCAUCCAUACACCUGCUUCAUCACACCGCGCAGCGCCGGCAGAGCCACUGGCUUCGUCAUACACAUCCACAUCUUCAACCUCGCGAUCUAUAUGCUCCUUCGAUGCAGCCCCAAAAGUUUGAAUACUUCUCCG